UGUCAAUUCACAUCCCGUUUCGCUAAUCGCUUCACGCUUGUUACCUGCAACAGAUUGUUUACGUAAAAUAAUUUAAUUUCUAAUUACCUUUAAAUAAUAACAUUAAUGAUGGAAGUUAUAAAACUGGUCGGUAAAUAUUUAAAUGUACCCGUGGGUCCUUUGUGUUAUAACACUGACAAGAUACCGACUACGGUAUUAGACAAGCAGAGUGUGGAAGGUUUCGCGACAAUUAUAUUACAUUUGACAUCUAAAAGUGGAUACAGUUUAAGUCAAGAAGAGUUACUUUUGAGCUAUCAGUGGCUGGAACACAUUGCUAUGUAUAGUAAUCAAGCUUCUUCUAAUCCUACUUUUGCUAAGAAUUUUCUCCAGGGUAUUAACAGAGCUCUAGAAAAGAAAUCCUAUUUGACUGGAAAUAAUCUAACAACAACCGACAUAGCUGUAUUUUAUGUUGUACAGCCUCUUGUGGGAAACUUAACCAUAUUGGAGCAGGAAUCCUUGCUACACCUAAGUAGAUGGUGUAAACAUGUACAAGCGCAACCAAGAGUAUGUUCUCAUUGUGCCCCAAUCCCAUUAAAUACUUUGAAUCUACAUAUUCUCGCACCUGCAGUACAUUAAGUACAAUGUGUAAUUUUAUUGGUAUUUUAUGGUAAUGUAUUUUAAUUAUACGAUCUCGAAAUGAAAGACUUAA
This is a messenger RNA of Pieris napi, 688 nucleotides long. RefSeq names its product eukaryotic translation elongation factor 1 epsilon-1 (gene AIMP3). Gene Ontology annotation, cellular component: cytoplasm; aminoacyl-tRNA synthetase multienzyme complex; nucleus. Bases 106 to 615 code for a protein of 169 amino acids. The record is from RefSeq and is a predicted model, not a curated record. Gene Ontology annotation, biological process: positive regulation of DNA damage response, signal transduction by p53 class mediator. NCBI's taxonomy places the organism in Eukaryota, Metazoa, Arthropoda, Insecta, Lepidoptera, Pieridae. The transcript is spliced from 4 exons.